Messenger RNA from Stegodyphus dumicola, 3016 nucleotides. RefSeq lists its product as uncharacterized. NCBI's taxonomy places the organism in Eukaryota, Metazoa, Arthropoda, Arachnida, Araneae, Eresidae. The record is from RefSeq and is a predicted model, not a curated record.
UUGUUUGGGUAAAUAAAGUUUCGGUUUGAUUAGCUCGAAGUUAAACAUUAUGUUAACGAAAAGGUUGUAAAGCUAAAUAAAUCUGAAAAUGUCUUCCACUUUUCUUUUUCUUAUUGUUGUUUAUUUGUGUAUGCUCAUUAAUUUCAGCCAAACAGAAAAUUUUGAAGUUUUGUCGAGAACUGGAAGAAAUCUCUUAUCUCAGAUUAAGAAAUCAAACCAUACUCAUAAUGAAACAAAAGAAACAAAGAAUAUUCCUAGUUCUGUCAAGGAAGAAGAUUCCAUGGCUGGAACAGAAGCUGCGGUCCUCAUCAUCGUUGUCAUAGUCGUCCUUGCUGUCAUUGGUAUGGUUGUUUACUUCGUACGUAAAUUUGAUCAACUCAACAGAACACUACCAACUUAUAGGUACUCUUCAUUAAAAACAGAAAUUAAUGGAGUUUAUGGCCCAGAUGAUAAAACAGAGUCUCAAGCUUUAGUUAAUGUAUCUACGGAGGAAGAAGAUGAUUAUGAUGAUGAUGAAGAAGAAGAUGUUUCUCCGCCAACUUUGUUAGUGAGGUCUCAAACAGUUAUGUCCAAUAAAGCUGUAAAUGGCUCCAUACCUGUGCCCAUUGACAGAAGUUUAAUGUCAUCUGAAAUGACUGUGAGAUCCGAAGAUGCCACCAUUGAUUCUGAUGAUGAGCUUCUACAAUGAUGAAGUUUUUAUAUUUUGAAGUUCUGUUCUGGAAUUAGAAAUAUUUCUACAAAAUUAUAGGAGGAAUAUGUGCAUUAUUGAGUAUUUUGUAUUUCUGCCUUCAUUUCAAGAUAUGACAUAUUUACUGGAAGUAUUUAUAUCAAGUGAAAACUGUGUCAAGCUAUGUAAAUUCUGUAAGUUCUGCUGAAGACUAUUCAAAAUUCAUAUUUAAUAUUAUAUUCAGCUUCAGUUUUUUUCUAUAAGAAUGUUCUUUUAAAUUUUUAAUUUAAUCAAACUUUAAGCAUAUAGUAUAGUAUUAUUACAUUAUGAGCUUAAAAUGAAAAGACCAUAAAGUAAAUUAGCACGGAUGUCUUCUAUUCCAAAAUAGGGUUUGGAUUCUAAAAAUUUCCUUUCAUAUUUUAAAUUAUUAUAAAAUAAACAUUGCUUUUUUGCAGCCAGCAACACUAUUAGAGAAAUCGUUUGGUGGUUUUGCUGUGUGCAAAAUAUGUAAAAUUUUGCAUUCUAGGUUCUCCAUUUGUAAAAACAAAUAUAUUGAAAGACCAUUUUAAUUAUCUUGUGAUAUAUCUUAUAUGAUUGAUAUUACAUAUUCUUAUAUAUAAGAUCAAUCAUAUAAGAUACGUAACAUACCUUUUUGGGGUUUAUGUUCAUUAUAUCCAUUGUUAUAUGACUUUUCAUUAUUUCAAUAUGAUUAGCUAUGCCAUUAAAAUUAUCUCCCCUUUGAUAAAGUGAUAAUGUUUGUAUAAUAACAUUCAUUAAGUUACUAAAAAUUCCACAUUAUACAAAUUCAUGUUAAUAAAACUUAAACAAAAAAAUAGGCAUAGGCUGAAAUGAAGCAAAAUUAUGCUGUUUUCCUUUUUUAACUACCAGAAAUAUGGUUAUUAAAGAAAAAAGCAUUGGUAAUCAGUUAGAGAUACUGUGCAAUGUAUUCCUUUAAAUCAUCACCAUGAAAGCAUUCUUACGUAAAAGGAUUAUCUUUCAUGCUAAAUUCUAACAUCCUCUUAGUUUAUGCUUAAUUCUUUAUUAUCCAAUUUAGCUCUUUUUUAUCCAAAAAAUGGUUACUUGCUGUUCUUAAGAGAAUUUUCAUGGUAUGGAAUAGAGUAGUGAAGUUUUAUUUUGAUUUCUGUGCUUUUUUUUAAGAAUCUAUGUUCUGAAAAUAACACUACAGACUUUUUGAUUACAUUUAUGUUUUCUGAAUGCUUUCUAAGCUAAAAUUUUGAACUUUGUUUUCUUAGUCGCCCCCCCCCUUCCAGAAAAAAUACAUGAAUUUGUUUUUAUAGACAUACUGUAAUUAUUUUAGAUAAGUUUGCUGUAUGUGGAAUCAUUUAAUUAUUUUUGUAAUUAUACACUGGAAAUUAUCAUUUCGGACAUGCAGUAUUAGAAUGAUAAAUAAAAAAAAUAAAAUCGUUUUUAUUAAUACUUCAAACUGCAAUGCGAUUCCAGUAAAAUGAAACUUUCACAGAAAAGUCAUGUGUGAAAAAUGGAUCACAAUUAUUUUAUAAUUAUUACUUAUUGAAUAUUUUAUUAUAAUGUUAUAAUAAUUUUUAAGCAUAUUUCAAUUUGUUUGGAUAUCUUGUAGUUUUUCUUAUUGACAUAUAUUGGUUUAGAAUUAAAAUUAAAGGUAUUCUUGCAACAGGUGACAAACCACUGUCUGAUGACCUACUGUCCAUGAAGCAGGAUAGAAACUGAAGAAGCUGAUAACAUUAUUGUAUUAAACCACAUGAAAAGCAAUUUUACAUGAAAAAACAAAAAAAUAAAUACAAAGGAAUGAUUUAAACACGUUAAAAAAAGCAGCAAUCCUGUUUGUCAUCUGCAACUGAAGCAGUUCUAUUUCAUAUUUGUUUACUACUAUUAAUCAGAUAAGAAUUAAAGGUGAUAGCCAUCCAUAGUUUGCAUUCACACAAACAAUGUUCUGAUAUCUUUUGAUAUGGCCAAAAAUUUAGCUUGUGGUGUUGACAGAUCGCCACCACAAAUCAAUAAGGUGACAGGGCUAUGACUCCAUAGACAUUCUAUUGUCAUAGUGUUGGCACCAUAGCAAGAUCGACAAAAUUAUUUACUAUCAGGUGAGAUCAUGUGGUUCAUAUUCAUAACCAAAGGCAAAAUACUCAAUAGGUCACCUGUUGUGAGAAUACCAAAUUUUAUUCUAGAACACAUUUUUUUAUUCCAUAUUGUACGAGGGGUGAUCCAAAAAAAGUUUACAAGGCAAAUGAAAACGUAUUUAUUAACAAUAGAAACAAGAUACAAAUGGGAAUCAAGAGACACAUCUGGCCUUCACUUUUCCACAUAGUCUCCAAACCUGAUUAGGCAUUUGUCAGAACGUUUGACCAACUU